AUGGCCAUCAUAUCAGAAGUUGCCAGGGACAUGGCUCUGGACAGCGACGUGGACGCUGACUCCUCCCCUCUGGGCAUGGGAAGCGCUGGCACAGUUUCCACCCCGGAUACAGAGGUCACACCACCGGAGAGUCCUGUUCAAGAGCAUCGAAGCCAUCUGUCGAGUGAGAGAUUGUGGGCCAAGAAGAAACUGUCACAACUCACUCAAGAGGAAAAGGUUUCACUUCUCACCGCUGCAGACUUCUGGAGGACGAAAGCCAUCAAUUCGAAAGGGAUCCCAGCAGCAAAAACAAGCGAUGGGCCGAACGGUGCCCGAGGAGGAAUCUUUGUCGGCGGUACAAAGGACCUACUGUACGAGGUCGGCCAACAUCUUGCGAAUGAGGUCAAGGCGAGGUCGGCUCAUAUAUUGCUUGCGCCUACUGUCUGCAUGCAUCGUCAUCCUCUCGGAGGCAGGAACUUCGAGUCCUUCUCCGAGGAUCCGCUUCUCACAGGGAAACUCGCGGCACAGUACAUCCAGGGAUUGCAGCAGAAAGGGGUUGCUGCCACUAUCAAACACUUUGUCGGAAACGAGCAGGAGACUCAUCGAUUAACGAUAGAUUCUAUUGUACAGGAGCGGCCGCUGCGAGAGCUAUAUCUCAAGCCGUUCGAAAUUGCUGUGCGGGAGGCAAACCCGUGGGCUAUUAUGUCGUCGUACAAUCUCGUGAAUGGUGUUCAUGCAGACAUGAACAAGCACACCCUGAAGGAUAUCUUGCGAGGCGAGUGGGGCUAUGAUGGGACAGUCAUUUCAGACUGGGGCGGCAUAAACUCGACCGUGGAGUCUAUCGUGGCUGGGUGCGACAUCGAAUUUCCCUUUUCGACAAAUUGGAGGUUUGAAAAAGUCCUAGACGCGCUUAAAAGCGGAGAUCUCUUGCAGGCGGACAUCGACCAAGCUGCUGAAAAUGCGCUGACACUGGUCCACCGAGUCACGGGUGGCGAAGCAUACACCGAGGAGCCAGAAAGGCAAGACAACCGGGCCGAAACGCGGGAGUUGAUCAGGGAGGCUGGAACUCAAGGUCUGACGCUCCUCAAGAACGAGGGCGGCAUCCUCCCGAUCAACCCGAAGACUGCGAAGCUGGCUGUGAUCGGCCCCAACGCCAACCGCGCAAUCGCUGGGGGUGGAGGAAGUGCGAGUCUGAACCCCUAUUACAACACACUCCCCUUGGAAAGCAUCAAGAAAGCCGCCGAGCAGGAGGUCAUCUACGCCCAGGGCUGCCACAUCAACAAGUGGCUCCCUGUUGCAUCACCCUACUGCAAAACGGAAGACGGGAAGCCGGGUGUAACAAUUGACUGGUUCGUAGGCGACCAGUUCAAGGGUGCACCGGUCGUGCAGCAGAGAAGGACGAACACAGAUCUCUUCCUAUGGGACUCGGCACCGCUCGCACAGGUCGGCCCGGAAUGGUCGGCGAUCGCGAGGACGUCCUUGACACCAACAAUCACAGGGAAACACACGAUUAGUUUUAUGAGCGUCGGGCCGGGCAAAUUGUACCUCAACGACAAGCUCGCUUUGGACCUCUGGGACUGGACGGAAGAGGGCGAGGCCAUGUUCGACGGAUCGGUGGACUACCUUGUGGAGGUGGACAUGGAAGCCGGCAAGGCGGUGGAGCUCAAGGUCGAGAUGACGAACGAGCUGCGGCCGAUUUCGAAGCAGAAACAGUUCAACAUGACGCACAAGUACGGAGGCUGCCGCAUCGGCUUCAAGCAGGAGGACAAGGUUGACUAUCUCCAGGAGGCCAUUGAGGCCGCAAAGCAGGCCGACGUUGCCGUCGUCAUUGUGGGACUCGAUGCGGAGUGGGAGUCUGAGGGAUACGACAGGCAGACGAUGGACCUGCCGUCGGAUGGUAGCCAGGACCGCCUGGUCCAGGCUGUCGUCAAGGCGAACCCAAAUACCGUUGUUGUGAACCAGUCCGGAUCACCAGUGACGAUGCCAUGGGUUGACGAGGUGCCUGCGAUCGUCCAGGCGUGGUAUCAGGGGCAAGAGGCAGGCAAUGCACUGGCAGACGUGCUGUUCGGUUUCAAGAACCCCAGUGGGAAGCUUCCGUGCACUUUCCCCAAGGCCCUCACAGACACCCCGGCCUACCACAACUGGCCCGGCGAGAACCUCGGUGUCGUCUACGGAGAGGGGCUGUACAUCGGCUACAGGCACUAUGAGCGUGCCAACAUCGCACCGCUGUUCCCCUUCGGCCACGGCCUGUCCUACACGACCUUCGAGUACGGGCGGCCGUCGCUCAGCGCGCGGGUCCUCUCCGAGGGCGAGCCGCUCGAGCUGCUCAUGGCCGUGAGUAACAUUGGCGACGUCGACGGCUUCGAGACGGUGCAGAUUUACGUGCGGGACGAGAAGUCGAGGCUGCCUAGGCCCGAGAAGGAGCUCGUCUCGUUCGAGAAGGUGUUCCUCGAGAGGGACCAGACCAAGCACCUCAAGAUCAGAAUCGACAAGUACGCUGUCGGGUACUACGACACGUCGCUGAAGGCGUGGAUCGCCGAGGAGGGGAAAUUUGAGGUCCUAAUUGGGGCCUCUUCGGCUGAUAUCAGACGGAAAAUAUCGUUUGAGGUCAAGGAGUCCUUCACCUGGGUCUUCUGA
This is a messenger RNA of Diaporthe amygdali, 2616 nucleotides long. Its product is annotated as glycosyl hydrolase family 3 N terminal domain-containing protein. NCBI's taxonomy places the organism in Eukaryota, Fungi, Ascomycota, Sordariomycetes, Diaporthales, Diaporthaceae. The transcript is spliced from 7 exons. The record is from RefSeq and is a predicted model, not a curated record. Gene Ontology annotation, molecular function: beta-glucosidase activity. Gene Ontology annotation, biological process: glucan catabolic process. The coding region runs from base 1 to 2616 and encodes 871 amino acids.